This is a messenger RNA of Lolium perenne, 951 nucleotides long. NCBI's taxonomy places the organism in Eukaryota, Viridiplantae, Streptophyta, Magnoliopsida, Poales, Poaceae. The record is from RefSeq and is a predicted model, not a curated record.
GCUGCGGAGGGCGCAGCCGUCUGCCAGAAGCACCUCACGGUUCAGAUCCCGCGCCACCUCUAUCCAUGUCUUCUUCUAGCUCCCGUGCCACCUCUCGGUUCGAGCUUCCGGUGCGCAUGGAGAUGCCGAUCCUCCUCUGUCCGCGGUGCCAAGCGCCCGUUGAUCGGAGGAUUUCGCGCACACCGAAGAACACCAAUCGUCCGUUCUACGUGUGCAGCAGCGAGAAAGGGAUAAAAUGCUUCUUCGUUUGGGUCGAUGUUUUGCUCCAGACGCUGAUGAAUCAGCUGCUAGAUGAGCACGAAGAAUGGUUGCCCAUCUUGCCACAGACGACACGGGUCGCCGCGAUAGCUAGUGCAGAAGAGACGCAGGGCGGAGCACGCAUUGACAGAGAGGUAGCUUUUGAGCUAAGGUGGAUGAACCAGAAGAUUAGAGAGCUCGAAGAUCAAUCAAAAAUUUGGAAUUACAUUUGUGCAUUUGUAGGUGGUAUUGUCAUCGCACUAGGUUUAAUGUUGACAUUGUAUGGAAAGGCAUGAAUUUGUGAUGAAUUUGUAAGCUUCAAAUUGUAUGAACUUGUAAGCUUGAAUUUGCAAGCUUGAAAUAAAUAAAUCUGAUCAAAAUUCGAUAGUGGCAAAGAUUUGGCUUUGGGCAGAUGAGAAGGGUGUUUAAAAAAACGGUGAAAAAUGAACAAACAAAAAAGGGUGCGGCUAGGACUCGAACCCAAGACCGCUUUGUUUGGUAGCGUGAAGGAUUGCUCUGGUAACCAGUGGGGUGGAUGGACAGAUAUUGAAAAGCAAAAGGAAGAAAUCUAGCUAUAGUUAGUUCUAGUUCGUGACUUGGUUUAUGGUGUAAGGACGCAUAUGUUUGUUCUUUGUGUUUAUGCACGCUGCUUAACCAAAAAAAGGGUGCGUCUUUGUUAUUUCAAGCAUUACGUGUUUGUGGUUUAGGUUGGAA